CCGCGUCCCGCGGCGAGGCCCUUGCCGCGCUGGAGGUCUGGAGCUUCAACCUGCGCACAGAGUCCCAGGAUCUCGCCGACGGGCAGGAUGGCUGGUCUCAGAGGCGCGGCGGCGUCGCCGAGCUGCUGGCGCGCCGGCUCCCGGCUUUGGUCUGUGUGCAGGAGGCGACCCGGCCCAUGUUGGACUUUUUGGUGGCCCGGCUGGGCGGGCGCUACCGCGCGGUGGCGACCUCCCGGACCCCUGGGGCCGAGGACGAGACCGCCGGCUUCCUGUACGACGCCAGCGCCCUUGACCUGGAGGACCACCGCGCCACGUGGCUUGGGCCACCCGGGUGCGCCCCUGGCGACGCGUGCUGGGACGCCAUGUAUCCGCGGACUUUCGAGGCCGCGCUCUUCCGCGUCCGGGGCGCGGAGGCGCUCCCCGCAGGAGGGCUGCGCCCCUUUGCGCCGCGGCUGCGCGCCCUGAACACGCACCUGGACCACGAGGGCCAGUCGGCCCGCCGCCACUCCGCUGGAAUGCUCGCCGAGGCAGUGCGCCGCGCGGUCGCCGAGGCCCCAGGCGCCGCGCAGGUGCUCUGCGGCGACUUCAACUCCCCCAAGGGCGGCGGCAACGAGGUGUACCGUAUCCUGGCCGGCGAGGCGGGCCUGCGGGACGCGGCGCGGGAGGCGGCCGAGGUGGACCUGGCGCCGUCUACGAUCCACAAGUUCCAGGGCCCCGCCUUCGCGUCGCGCCGCGGCGACGGCACCGUGGAGCUCGCGGGCGACCCCGGCGAGGAGGAGGACGCCAGCCACAUCGACUGGAUCCUGUGGAGGGACGGGAGCGGCGCCGGCGGCGCCAGCCUCCGCCCCCGCCGCUGCGAGGUGGUGACGGAGGCCCUGGCCAGCGGUCGUUACCCGUCGGACCACUUCCCGGUGAGCGCGACCUUCGAGCUGCGGUGCGCGGAGGGCUGA
This is a messenger RNA of Prorocentrum cordatum, 950 nucleotides long. Lineage: Eukaryota; Dinophyceae; Prorocentrales; Prorocentraceae. The record is from the annotation of a GenBank genome assembly.